Molecule: messenger RNA, 1140 nt
Organism: Schizosaccharomyces cryophilus OY26
Lineage: Eukaryota; Fungi; Ascomycota; Schizosaccharomycetes; Schizosaccharomycetales; Schizosaccharomycetaceae
Product: chalcone like protein family
Exons: 1
Coding region: 190-972 (260 amino acids)
Molecular function (GO): intramolecular lyase activity
Source: RefSeq, a predicted model, not a curated record
UUUGUUUUUACAUUUUCAAAAUAUGCUGUUUUUAUUACUAUUUUAUUCUAAAUGUUUUCAGUUUUGUGGUAUAACUAUAAAGAGUAGUCAUACCUUAAAGCAAUCUAUUCACUUACUAUUAGUUCCUUAGGGUAACCUGACUGAUUAGAACAUCAAACCAUCGGAACAUUUGGUAAUUACUCGUUUAAGAUGUUUGGACCUCAAACAUUCUCGUUUAAAUUUUGUCAAAACUGGAUUUGGAAGCGGCCUGCACUUAUGGCCUUGACUUCUGUCACGGCAGUUGGAACAGCAAUCAAAACUCAGAAAUUACAAUGCGAAAGCUUCGUUGACAAGCUGACAGGUCUUGCUGAUGAAUACAAUUUGAAGAAGGAUAACAGCCGUAAAAGCAUGUUUUUACUAGGAUCAGGACCAAGGUUUGUUUCGUUUUUGGGGAUUUACGUUUAUGAUAUAGAGCUCUAUAUUCGUAAACAAGAUCUUCGUACCAUUCAGAAAGUUUUAAAUGAGCAAGUGGACCCGAAUGUGGGAGUAGAAAUGAGUUUGAAGGAAGCUGAAGUUGGAAGUCGUAUUAUUGAAGAACUUUUGAAACGUAAAAUUCAAUACGCAGUUCGUAUCCUUCCUGCACGAAAUACCAACUUUAAACAUCUAAAAGGUGGCUUUACAAAAGCAAUGCUCUUGCGCAAGGAUCGCAACGACGAGAAUGAAGAGCGUAUGAUUCAUGGCUUCCGAGAUACAUUCCCUGGAACCGGAACUUGUCUUCGAUCUACUACCCUCUCGAUUACUCUAACAGAUAAGGACAAAUUGACGUACGAACACGAGGGUCAUGAGAUUGGCAGCAUGAAGGAUGAAGGGCUCAAGGUUUCCAAUCUGUUUCUUCAGUCGUACUUGGUAGGUAACAAGGUAAACAGCGAACAAGCACGUCAAUCUGUUUGUAUAACUUUACGACGAAUUAUGGAUGGUUCUUUAAAAGUAUAAGAGAGCUUGAAAAUUUGACGAAUGACUAUUUAUGAAGAUGAACAGGUUUCUCAAGUACUAUACUUUAAUUUUUCGUAUAGUAAUAAAAGAAAAAUGAAGAGGAUUAGAAUUAGAAAAAAAAAAACUGUGAACCGCUAUUUCAUAAACAUAGCAAAAGUGCUAGACCUG